AAAUCAUACUACAGAGAAACCUUCUGAAUAUACUCCAUGUGGUAAAGCCUUUGUAUAUCAGAGUCUUCUCCCAAAGCAUGAGAGAACACAUACUGGAGAUACACCAUAUGAAUGUAAUCAAUAUAUUAAAGUCUUUGCAUAUCCCACUCAUCCUCAAAGGAAGGAAAGAACACAUACUGGAGUGAAAUCCUAUAAAUGUAAUCUUUGUGGUAAAGCCUUUUCAUGUAACAUGACUCUUCAAGUGCAUAAAAGGACACAUACCAGAGUGAAACCCUAUGAAUGUGAUCUGUGUGGUAAAGCCUUUUCACGUCACAAUAUUUUUCAAGUGCAUAAAAGAAAACAUACUGGUGAGAAACCCUGUGAAUGUAAUCAGUGUGGUAAAAUCUUUGGAAGUCACAGUACUUUUCAUGUGCAUAAAAGAAAACAUUCUGGAGAGAAACCCUAUGCAUGUAAUCAGUGUGGUAAAGCCUUUGCACAACACAUUCAUCUUCAAAGUCAUGAAAGAACACAUACUGGAGAGAAACCCUAUGCAUGUAAUCAAUAUGAUAAAGCCUUUGGAAAACAAGAACAUCUUCAAAGGCAUAAAAGAACACAUACUGGAGAGAAACCCUACAAAUGUAAUCAGUGUGGUAAAGCCUUUGCACAAUAUAGUCAUCUUCAAAGUCAUGAAAGAACACAUACUGGAGAGAAACCCUAUGAAUGUAAUCAGUGUGGUGAAGCCUUUACUCGUCACAAUGCUCUUCAAGUGCAUAAAAGAACACAUACUGGAGAGAAACCCUAUGAAUGUAAUCAGUGUGGCAAAGCCUUUGCACAACAUGAUGAUCUUCAAAGUCAUGAAAAAACACAUACUGGAGAGAAACCUUAUGAUAUAAUUAGUGUGGUGUAGCCUUUGUAUAUCACAAUCAUCUUCAAAGGCAUAAAAUAACACAUACUCGAGAGAAACGCUAUGAAUUUAAUUAAUGUGGUAAAGCCUUUGCUUAUUGGACUUCUCUUCAAUUGCAUGGAAGAGCACAUACUAGAGACAAACCCUAUGAAUGUAAUCAAUGUGGUAAAGCCUUUGCACAUCACAAUAAUCUUCAAGUACAUAAAAGAAUACAUGCUGGA
This is a messenger RNA of Peromyscus eremicus (cactus mouse), 1104 nucleotides long. Its product is annotated as zinc finger protein 120-like. Bases 230 to 886 code for a protein of 218 amino acids. NCBI's taxonomy places the organism in Eukaryota, Metazoa, Chordata, Mammalia, Rodentia, Cricetidae. The transcript has a single exon. The record is from RefSeq and is a predicted model, not a curated record. Gene Ontology annotation, molecular function: RNA polymerase II cis-regulatory region sequence-specific DNA binding; DNA-binding transcription factor activity. Gene Ontology annotation, biological process: regulation of transcription by RNA polymerase II.